Molecule: messenger RNA, 1102 nt
Organism: Solea senegalensis (Senegalese sole)
Lineage: Eukaryota; Metazoa; Chordata; Actinopteri; Pleuronectiformes; Soleidae
Gene: bloc1s3
Product: biogenesis of lysosomal organelles complex-1, subunit 3
Exons: 5
Coding region: 81-674 (197 amino acids)
Cellular component (GO): BLOC-1 complex
Source: RefSeq, a predicted model, not a curated record
AAAAAAGCAAGGCAUUUCCUUAUUUCUCAUGUGAUCUAUGUUUUCGACUGAAGGUGAAGGCUCCCUCUCUUAUUUGAGUCAUGGCUAGUAGGUACCAGAUCGUAGUGCAGGGUGAGGCAUCUGAGACCGACUCUGAUGAUGAGGUUUACAUCACCUCAUUGCCUGCUCCACACACUGCCUCAGGUGGAGCAAAGGUUCCUGGUGAGGCAUCCGAAACAGACAGUGAGGAGGAUUCGGGGGAGGAUCGGGCAGACCGAGUCUCUGUAAUGAGUCACGAGAGCACUCAGAUUUUCAAGAGAGAACUGCCUCCUCUUAUUGUGGUCAAAGACCACCCUGAUAUUCAGUCCAUUGUCGAAGACAGGCCAAGCCCUACACACAGGCCACACGGGGACACACUUCUACAACAGAAGCUGCAGGAGUCUAACAGCCGACUGUAUCACGACGUCUCACAGACGCUACGGCAGGUUUAUAGCAGUGCCACCAGGGAGGUGCGCAGUGCAACAGCGCAGCUGAACACAUCGCAGGGCGCCAUCAUCAACGCUUCUCACAGCAUCAGAUUAAUUCUGGAUGACCUGAAAGCUGUCUCUGAGAAGAUUGACAUUAUCACAAGCUGUCAAAUACUGCCUGAAAUUAACAUUGGUAAUCCAACUACUAAUACCGCUCCUGUUUCUUGAGGAAACAUCAAUGUGUUUUACGUCAGUGUGUUUAUAAGCAAUGUGCAUGCGUUUCAAAUACACAUAUGCUGCAUACUACAGUAUAUAAUAUAUGUAUCUAUCUGUUACAUCGUGUUAUUCUGUGUCUUCCUGAGCUUGCGUAAUAUUUCUGUAAGGAGUUGGAGUCAAGAAGAAAAAAAGAUGCUCUCUCAUCUCAUGUUUUGCACCCACAUUUCACAUUGCCAUUUUGGGAUUGUAAUUAUUAGUUUAAAAAAAGUUUAGUAUAUUUUACCGCCAAGACUGAUUAUUUAUUUUAUUUUUUUAAUUUGGCAUAUUGUCUUUGGUGUUUUCUGGUCCGCUGUGAUUGACCAGGGAUGCUUCUAGUGCAAUAUUCCCUCUUGUGUGUUGACAAUAUAAAAUAAAAAUAAAACAAUAAUUUAAAUGAUAAA